AUGCCUUACGCGACGCCGAUGAAGUACGGCGAGUGGAUUGUCAACACCAUGGGCAUGCCGUGUUCCAACGCGCCCGGAUACGAGCCAGGCAGUUCUAUGCGUGAUUUGGUGAUCAUUGAUUCUGCAGGGCUUGUGUGGAACGAGGAUGGUACACUGCCAGCGGUCAUCCACCAGGGCAAGGUCUGCUGGGAGAACUACAUCAUCCCCCACGUCGUCGAUAAUUUUAGCGGGACUGGCAACUCAAGCACCUACGCUGCGACACUCUCGAAAAUGCGCAGAAGUGCGGCGUUUCCAGGCUGA
This is a messenger RNA of Prorocentrum cordatum, 300 nucleotides long. Lineage: Eukaryota; Dinophyceae; Prorocentrales; Prorocentraceae. The record is from the annotation of a GenBank genome assembly.